This is a messenger RNA of Rana temporaria (common frog), 3406 nucleotides long. It is a transcript of the gene GTF3C2, whose product is annotated as general transcription factor IIIC subunit 2. Gene Ontology annotation, cellular component: transcription factor TFIIIC complex. NCBI's taxonomy places the organism in Eukaryota, Metazoa, Chordata, Amphibia, Anura, Ranidae. The record is from RefSeq and is a predicted model, not a curated record. Gene Ontology annotation, biological process: transcription by RNA polymerase III.
UGUGGGCGCGGUUUGUGGUCGGACGUCAUUUCGGUGCGCCUGCGGCUCCGGCGCCUUCUUUAAACGUUUAUUGUGUUGUUGUGUGAGCGGAGAGGAGAUGUGACACCACCACAAGAAGCUAUGAGCCCACCACACAGCACCCACCUUCCAGAUUAAUGGACCUCUCUGGACCCGAUAACUGUGCACAGGACAUGGUACAGCAAAGGGACGAAGACCCCUCCCCUCCCCCUGCCGUCCCCGCCCCAGCCAAGAGGUGGCGCGGGAAGGAGCAGGUUGUGUCCCUUACCCACUCCCCCUUAAAGGGGCUCAACGUUGUGCUGUCCCAGGUGGAUACUGCUGCCCCGUCUGAGAGCUCCCUGGUGUCGUCCGAACAGGACACCAAGAUGGGACAGGAUGAAGGGCCAGCUCCGUCCCAUCCUGAUGGCGGUGAUAAAGCUUCCAUCGGUGAAGGUUUCCCAGCUCCACCUUCCGGUACAGUGCAUGGGGGUUCAGCAGAGGGACCGAAGCCUCCACCCGAGUCUGUGUCUCUGCCUGUGGGGAACGGACCUGCCGCUGAUGCCUUGCUCGCACCUCCCGCCAAAGUGCCGAAAAAACGGGGCCGGAAGUCCAAGGCGGAGCUGUUGGCGAUAGCGUUGGCGAAGAAAUUGGAAAUGGAGAGCAGAGGGGAGGUGCCCGAGCCGGAGAAAGUGGAGGUGCCUACUGUGCCUACUGAAGGACGACCCAGGCGUCGGGCGGCUGCAGUCGCUCUUCAGUACCUCCAUGAGAUUGCAGACGACUUGUCUGUUCCUGGGCGAACGUCUCCCACCGUUCUAGACAACUCCACCCCAGAACAGAAGACCGGUCAAGAGAAGACGCCGAAGACGCCACAGUCCGGGAAGAAGAGCAGGAAGAGGAAAUCCCGGGAUUCGGAUGAUGGCGACUCGGACUUUGUGGUAUCGGAAGACCUGCUGCGGGAGGAGGAGGAGAGAGAGGAGGUUGAGGAUAACUACCUGAGCGAUGAGGCUGAAGGUGACCUCCGAUCCUACAACAUGAAUGUCUUUGCAUUUGGGGAGAAGCCUUAUCCUCAGAUGAAAGGUGUUGCAGAGAACGGCUUCCAUAAUUCCAUCAUGACUCCCAUCUACAGGUCUGCAGAGAUCACUAUGGAUUUCCGGAAUGUCUACCACUCAGAAUGGGAGUUCCCUGAUUGGAUCCCGCGUAAAGACAACUGGCACUUCCUGUCCUGCCAGGAGGCUGAGCCUUACCUACCUCUCCAGUCCUCUUCUACUCCAUUCUCUAUCAGACGGGAAGCUAUCAAAGAAGAGGCCGAGCCUUGUGUCCUUAGCAGGUUCCAGUCUCUGCCCCCUCACCCUGAGCGCUGGGACUCCACCUUCUUUGUGGGGGGCCCUGUGUGGUCCAUGGAAUGGUGCCCAACCCUGGCUGGCUCCGGGGCCAGUCAGUACGUGGCUGUGUAUUGUCACCGAGGGAUGGAUGACCGGCAUAGCCUGCAUGUGACUCACAACCGACCGGCACUGCUCCAGAUCUGGAGCCUGGGAGCCCUGAAUUUGGAGAGCUGCUGCGAGUCCCCGGCGUCUUUCUCUUAUGGGUUGGCGGUGGAUGAAGGCUGCAUCUGGGACAUGAAGUUCUGCUGCAGUGGAGGGUGGGAGCUCCCGUCUGCCCCCAGGAAGGACUCGCAGAUGGCCAGACUGGGACUGUUGGCGGUCGCCUUCUCCAGCGGCCAUGUUGAAAUCUUCAGCCUACCUCACCCGGCAUCGCUCCAAGCUCACCGAAAAUCCCAGGUAAAAGAUCCUACCUCUGAGAUGAUCAUCUGUAAGGUAAGAUCGAUAAACCCUGCCGCUCCUCCCUUGUCCGUACAUUGUGUAUAUCCCGGGAUAAACCCUUCCGCUCCUCCCUUGUCCGUACAUUGUGUAUAUCCCGGGAUAAACCCUUCCGCUCCUCCCUUGUCCGUACAUUGUGUAUAUCCCGGGAUAAACCCUUCCGCUCCUCCCUUGUCCAUACAUUGUGUAUAUCCCGGGAUAAACCCUUCCGCUCCUCCCUUGUCCGUACAUUGUGUAUAUCCCGGGAUAAACCCUGCCGCUCCUCCCUUGUCCGUAUAUUGUGUAUAUCCCGGGAUAAACCCUGCCGCUCCUCCCUUGUCCGUACAUUGUGUAUAUCCCGGGAUAAACCCUUCCGCUCCUCCCUUGUCCGUACAUUGUGUAUAUCCCGGGAUAAACCCUUCCGCUCCUCCCUUGUCCGUACAUUGUGUAUAUCCCGGGAUAAACCCUUCCGCUCCUCCCUUCUCCAUACAUUGUUUACCACUCCAUACUGUUUUGCAGAGCGUGUCCGGCUCGGAUUGGUUGGGGACGGUGACUGCGGGGGAUAUUACAGGCGAGGUGAUGGCCGUCAUGAUGCCCUUUCUCAAUGUCCACUCUAUUAACACCAAACGGCCGGCUGACCGCAGAUUUCCUAUUUAUAAAGCCGAUUUCCAGUCCUCCGCUCCUUCCUCAGACAGCGACCCCCAGAGCCCAUCUGGCAAGCCGCUAACCAAGACCACGGACUACAGUUUCAAGCCAAAGUCGUUCCGAGCGGCAGCCAGCCGUGCCCGCCUCCUCUUCCAGGACACGGAUUUGAGAGACUUCCAUCGUAUUUACAGCAGGGAGCCCACAAGGAGGAUGAUAAGCAAUGAGACCAAGGGCGAUGUGAACAUGGAGCGCGUCCAGCUGGAGUCUAUACACAAGGUUCGUUUCAGCCCUAAUCUGGAUACGUACACAUGGAUCGUUUCAGCGGGUCACUCUGGCCUGGUUCGGGUGCACUGUAUCCGUGGCCUGGUGUCCUCAAUGGGUCGAGGGAUGAUCCAGGAGAAGACCACACAGUUCCAGGCUACAAAUGGUACUUGUGAGAGUGACUGUAGUCCUGAAGGUCAGCGAUGGCAGCAGCUUGUAUAGUGACAGUAAUGUCUGUAGACCUCUCAGGAGAGUGAGCAUUUCACCGGGGAACGUCGUCCCGCCAAGACGUGGUCCAUCUUCAGAGAUAUUUAUAUCACUUCUUGGUUUUUAUCCCUUUUUUUAAAUGUUGGUGAAUUUUAUACCCCCAGUCCCCCAACCCUUCAUGACAGCACUUAUGUACCACAACCCUGCCAGGCUUUUGGGGGUCACAGAUGCCACCCCAAGGAUGGACAUUGUGGGGGAUUUGAAUUCAGCUCAGUUUCAUCCAAUGAGAAAUGUUGAGGAUGACGAAGAUUCUCUGUCCCUGACGAGCGCCAUCUAACACAUGUGACGUGAACACGGCCAAAGGGAUGGUUGGAGGGGAAGUGGGGGAUAGGCAGACGAUGUCUGUUGUGAAUUUACCUUUAAUGUACACUCGCUCACAUUGAGCUACUUUAGAAGGUGAAUUUCUGGUUCUUUAUUAAAAAUCUGCAUUUUUAUACCCA